Molecule: messenger RNA, 1323 nt
Organism: Camellia sinensis
Lineage: Eukaryota; Viridiplantae; Streptophyta; Magnoliopsida; Ericales; Theaceae
Source: RefSeq, a predicted model, not a curated record
AUGGCAGGCUCUAAGAGUCAUGGAACAAGUAAUUUAUUAACUCAUUUGAAAAAUUGUACAAAGUAUCCAUAUAGAGAUACUCAGGGGCAACAAACAUUGGGAUUUAAACCUAGAGAAGUUGGUGGGGAGGGUGUUGUUGAUGUUGUGGCUACCUCAUUUUCUAUAGAAGUUGCUAGGAGAUUCUUGAAACGAACCACAAACUUGUUGAAGGGAAUUGUCUUGGGCCAUGACUUUUUGCAUAUGUGUUGUUGUGCGCAUAUUCUAAAUCUCAUUGUUAGUGAUGGAUUGAAGGAUCUUAAGUCUUGUAUAGCAAAUGUGAGGCAUGUAGUGAGGUAUGUGUGGUAUUCUCCAAACCGCCUUGACACUUUUAAAAAGUAUGUGGAAAGUUUGAAAAUUGAGAGUAAGAGUCUCUUGUGUCUAGAUGUGCCAACACGGUGGAAUUCCACAUAUCUUAUGUUGGAGGCGGCGGAAAGAUUUGAGAGUGCUUUUCAAAGAAUGGGUGAGGAGGACUACAAUUAUAAACACUACUUUUUGGAUAAUGAAGGGGGUGAGAGGAGAGAGAUGCCUACAGCCGAGGAUUGGGAUAAUUGUAGGGUGUUUUUGAAAUUUCUUAAAAUGUUCUACAAUGCAACAAAGAGAUUUUUUGGGUUUUUAUUUGUUACUUCAAAUACAUUCUACACAGAAAUUUUUGUCAUUGAAAACAUGAUUGGACAAUUAAUCAAAGACAAUUAUCCUAUUUUGUCUUCAAUGGCAAAGAAAAUGAAAGAGAAGUUUGACAAGUAUAGAGGAAAUGGAGAUAAAAUCAAUCUCCUUUUGUAUAUUGCAGUUGUGCUUGAUCAUCGAAGAAAAAUGACAUAUUUGCAAUUUUGUUUUUCAACAAAUUUUGGUGGAGAUGUAGUGAAAGUCAAAGAAAUGUUAGACAAGGUGAAAAAUUGUUUGAAUCAAUUUAAUAGGAGUACGUUGGAAUUGGACAAGUAUUUGGGUGAUAUUGAGAAACGUGGGAAGAAUGUUGAAUUUGAUAUCUUGGAGUGGUGGAAGGUUAAUACAACAAAGUAUAGAGUAUUAUCACUUAUAGCACGAGAUAUGUUGGCAAUGCCUGUUUCCACUGUUGUUUCUGAGUCAGCUUUUAGUACAAGAGGUCGUAUACUUGAUCCAUUUCGUAGUUCACUUGCUCCCAAGAUAGUGGAGCUUCUUGUUUGUACACAAAAUUUGCUUCGAAGUAACAUUCCAAACUACCUUCGACAAGCAAUGGAUGAUGUUGAAGAAUUUGAACAACAAUAUGAUUCGAGUUUGGAUGGCUCAUGGUUUGGCUCAAGGAAAUGA